Messenger RNA from Suillus subaureus, 657 nucleotides. RefSeq lists its product as uncharacterized. NCBI's taxonomy places the organism in Eukaryota, Fungi, Basidiomycota, Agaricomycetes, Boletales, Suillaceae. Bases 1 to 657 code for a protein of 218 amino acids. Gene Ontology annotation, molecular function: protein binding. The transcript is spliced from 4 exons. The record is from RefSeq and is a predicted model, not a curated record.
AUGACAAUCUACGAGUUUGACACAUCGACGCUGGAGACCGUCGGAACUCCUUUUGAAGGCCAUACAUCAACGUUAGCUAUCACUAGCCUAGCACUUUCAUUUCAUGGUGCUCUCCUGCUCAGUGCUGCUGACAUAGAUGACACCAUCAAGCUCUGUGCUUUUGAGUCCCGCCAGCUCCUCGCCUCCUUCGACGUUCAGAGUCCCAUCACCCUUGCCCUCUCAUCCGACUCGCGCCAAUUCGCUUACGCGGUAUAUACCGAUGAAGAUGAUGACAACAUUAUUUAUAUAUGCAACACUCCACCAGACAUCCUUGCUCAGACCAGUGCACGCAAAAAAUCAGCCCGCAGGGAUCUGCUAAAUUCUGAUGCAGCUCCUCGUCUUCCUGCCGGGCGACGCAGAUCACCAACAUCUGUCAUAUCCAUGGUGCCAAGACCUCCACCUACCAUAAACCCGCAGCAAUCGGUAUUCCUUCGCCUCAGCAAGCUUUUUCGCUUCUCUCCUCGCACAAGUGCAGUAUACCCUAGUCAAAAUAGUCAUCUCCGUGAUCCCUUAGAUGUCCCUGCUACUUUGCCCUUACCAUCCCAUCUCUCUGGGCAGGCCUCAACUCCGUUUGAUCAUGCCAGUCUUGAUUUGAUUAAACUCACAAUGUACGACUGA